UUAGUAAAAGUUUGCUGCGUGGUGCGUGUUUGGUAGUACUGCCAACUGGUUUUAUUUUGUUUUUGUUUGGGUGGAACUUUUGAAGUUUGAUUUUAGAUCCAAAUAUUAUUUAAAUUUCAAACUUAUGCAUUGUUUCUAAUACUUCAAUCUAGGAAUCUAGUAGUAUGAAAGUAAAAUAUAGUUAUUCCUAUGUGAACCUGUAAAUCUGAGUUUCUAUUUAGUGUAAAAUGGAAUGCCAACCUUUGGCCCAACUCUUUGAUCUAAUUCAACUGUUUAAAAAUGGCUUCAAAUCCUCCUGCAUGCCGGAAUUUAUCAAUUGUCUAACAGGCAUUAGGACUUAUGCUUCACAAGAUGGACUAUCGGAUUCUCAGCUGACAGAUUUAGUGCACUUUAUUCCCAAUACCGAUUUGGGUGCUAGGACUGUACAACUUCUAUUCGACUGCUUAAUCCCUGAGAAAUGCGUUCCCCUUGCUGUGUCCAAGAAAAUAUUAACCCAUUUAUUUAUGAAUUACCGAUCGAUGUCUUCUCAGAAAAUAAUACCAAUGCUGCGAUGGAUUAUAGGUGUCCUGGAGUUCAAACUUACAGAUUUAACAAACAUUAAUGGUUUCUAUAGAUUAUAUUUCUUCAUGCUUGAUUACGCCGAUUUUAAUGUUCACAAGUAUGUGGCGCAAAUAAUCUACAUGCUGACAACAUCAGACGAUGUUGUCGAAGAGAAAGUGUAUCAUGUGCAGAAGAUAAUGGAUGCAUCUAAUCGGCCGCCUUAUCUGGUUGCCUUAAUGAGCAAAUUCAAAUCGUUGAAGCCACAAUUGGUGCCGAAAAAUAUACCCAAUGGAAAAGAAAUGAAUGCAAUUCAUUGUCUACCGGAAGAAAUGGCGACUGCCUUCAAAAAUGCAGCUCGACGUAACUCGCCCGAAGAAAGCAUGCAAGUUGAUGAAAACAACUCACUGGCAACUACGCGCUUCCAGCCAUUGCCAGAAAGGGGAUGUCUUGAAAGAAUCAUCAACAGUUACACCAACUAUUCCAACUCAAGUUCUUUUUCAAAACCGGUUCCACUACAUAGGACUCGGCUGCAAGAUAUUGACAAUCUUUACGACCUACACAAAAACAUCGAUGUCAUCGAACUGCCACCGAACAUAUUGAGCCUAUUAGUGAGCGAUAUUGGAAUGCAGUACAUAGCUUUAGCCGAUAAUGACGUACAGGAAAGAUUUGCAAUCAGCCUACAGGACAUUCUAGACAAAGUUUUUCUGAAAAUGACAAUGAAGGCGAGUUACGAAGAGAAGGACAGUUUGCUUCGAAGUGUCAGUCACUUGGAGACCAUCAUGCAGCAGGGAAUCAGUGUAGUCACCAGGUUUCUCGGCAAAUUCCUAGUGUGCUGGGAUGGAGUGAAGUUUCGCAAGUCUGUUUUCAGCCUAAUCGAAUGGGCAUCGUUCAGUUCGUAUGCCGAAUUCGAAGAUCUCAUUCUAUCCAAGCUUUUCAACCAAUUCUGCACUUCGCAAUGGGAGGUGAAAGUUGAAAUUAUCACCUGUCUUAGCAAUCUUCUUACAAAUAUGCAUGUGAUUCACUUUCGACGCUUCCAGAAAGGCACAAGGCCUCGAUUUUUGGGCAUUCACCCUCAGUGGGUUGCUGAUGCGCCUAAGACAUUCCGGUGCUUGAUUGAAGCCAUCGAAUACUUCCUCAUGGUUGGCUUCAUUGCCGAGCCCAAAUCCAAUGCUAUUCUGCAUCGGUUCAUAUCAUUCUAUUCAAUGUUGUUCAAGUUGGAGGAGCAGAUGCCAGUUAUGACAGUGGUGCACUUCUCAGUCGUCUAUCGCAGUAUGUUCGCGCAAAACUCGGCAGCUUUUAGGAGGGUCUGCGAUCUUAUUUUAAGCUAUCGCUCGAAAAUUACUCAACAAGAUCCAGACACAGAAAACAGAUUUCCACAGCAAACAAAGCUUGUUGAUAGCUAUGUCAAUGAUAUUAUGAACUGCUUAUGGACUGGAAAGGCGCUCUCAAAUUGUGAAAGUGGAAUGAUAUUGACUGACCUGAGCGCGUCAGCAAGAGAAGAUCUGAUGAAAAUAAACGGAGGCAAUCCGGACAGGGCGUUUAUGCUGUCCAACAAUAUGAUGCUCUUACCAUACAUCUAUGCCAUCUCAAAGAAAACCAACAAUUUGGAUAUCGCUGCAAUAACAUCCACAAACAAAAUUAUGGAGGUACUGGAAAAUUAUAUGGAAGAAGUGGCUAAUCUUAUAACCCAUGCUUUAGAAUCCGAUAAUGAGAACUCAGAAUUCUUGUCAGUUUUAACAUAGCCUUCGUACCUAGUUUCAACAUAUUGUAAUUAAGUGUUGAUGUUGAAUUCAGUUUGCUACUUGGCGCUGCAGCCACCUGAUAACAUUGGUACUUGUAAAUAAGUUUCUUUGAUAUUGUGUGACAUUUUUUAUUGAAAAACAAUAUUCAUUAAUAGAAUAAAAACUUUUUCUGUUUCAUU
Molecule: messenger RNA, 2461 nt
Organism: Nilaparvata lugens (brown planthopper)
Lineage: Eukaryota; Metazoa; Arthropoda; Insecta; Hemiptera; Delphacidae
Product: centromere protein I
Exons: 15
Coding region: 228-2282 (684 amino acids)
Cellular component (GO): cytosol; kinetochore; nuclear body
Source: RefSeq, a predicted model, not a curated record